AUGGAAUACAGUCAACUCCCGCUUGCUAAUGCAAGAGAUGACGAUAUUAUAUGUAGCGAUAAAAAUCUCAGAGAAAUGGAUAAAGCUGUUACCAAGCUCAUUGUUGUCGGUCAAAGGAAUUUAAAAUUUCCGACUAACGAGCGACAAUUACGGCCAUAUUGUAACCAUGCACUUAAGACAUUUGACCAGAUUACGGCUUAUAAUGAUAAGUGCCUGAACAAAUUUGGUAGGGAUUCGGCCAAGGUGCUAAUGCACUCACUGGGAAUUGAACUGCGGGCUAUUUGCAAAACUGGGCGAUUAAAUAAAAGGGCCAGGCUUAUUGAGAAGUUCACCGGGGUCAUGAACGCACCCGUUAAACAGCGGCUACCUAUGUGUUGUUGGCCUUAG
This is a messenger RNA of Oppiella nova, 387 nucleotides long. The record is from the annotation of a GenBank genome assembly. NCBI's taxonomy places the organism in Eukaryota, Metazoa, Arthropoda, Arachnida, Sarcoptiformes, Oppiidae.